Molecule: messenger RNA, 1587 nt
Organism: Nymphaea colorata (pocket water lily)
Lineage: Eukaryota; Viridiplantae; Streptophyta; Magnoliopsida; Nymphaeales; Nymphaeaceae
Product: transcription factor bHLH30-like
Exons: 2
Coding region: 381-1187 (268 amino acids)
Biological process (GO): regulation of DNA-templated transcription
Molecular function (GO): protein dimerization activity; DNA-binding transcription factor activity
Source: RefSeq, a predicted model, not a curated record
AGAAUCGGCACCACCGUCUGCUUUAUAAGUCUUCCAUUUCCUCAGAUUUCUUCCCUCUCCUCACUUGGGUGUUCAUUUUCCUCCCGUAAUUGGAAAUACGAUUCCACCAAAAAGAUGAGAUAGUUAUUUCAGAGCCUGUAGAGAUGGUGGUAAUCGAACGCUAAGCUCCCUUCUUCAUCGAUUCUUUGUCUAAGCCGCGACCGUGAUGGAAGGGAAGAAAACGCCGACUGGAGAAGUGGAAGGGAUCCAGUUUCGGUGCCGAAGGUUGAUUCGCUGGACUGCCCCCACGAGCCGUCCUCCUGGUGCAGAGAUCAUGCUUUGUAGCGCUUAAGGGACGGCAGAGGGUGAAGGGCAAGGAAGGGGAAGAAAGAAGGAAGUGGAUGAUGGUCGGGGAGGAGAUGCAGAUGAUGGGUUCUUUUCACGCGGCAGGAGAUGUCGGAAGGAAGCGGUUCUCCGGGGUUUUUGGUGGGUUUGGGCAUGGUGGUGGUCAGUUUAAUGUCGGCGCGCUGAUGUCGUCGUCGUCAUCUUCCUCCCUGGUGCUGGACAGCGAGAAAGGGGAGCUGGUGAAGGCGAGCGACCUGAUGAGGAAGGAGAUGGCGGAGGCGAAGGCCACGAUGGCAUUGAAGAGUCACAGCGAAGCGGAAAGGAGGCGGAGGGAGAGGAUCAACCGUCACCUGACCACGUUGAGGGGACUUGUGCCCUGCACCACCAAGAUGGACAAGGCUUCGCUGCUUGCGGAAGUAAUAACCAAUGUAAAGGAAUUAAAGAGAAAUGCUGAGGUACUCACCAAAGGUUGUGUUGUUCCAACAGAUUAUGAUGAAGUGCAAGUGGAAUAUGAUGCUGACAAAUAUGAUGCUGACAAAGGCACUUCUUAUAUAAGAGCAUCACUAUGUUGUGAUGAUCGGCCAGAGCUUUGGACUGAAUUAAAGCAAAUGCUGCAAAAUCUUCAAUUGAAGACAGUUAGUGCAGAGACUUCUACUUUGGGAGGAAGGGUAAAAAAUGUAUUCAUCUUCACACCAGGAGAACAUGUCGAUGAGGCGAAGCAACGGUCUGCUGCAAGAUCAGUCCAACAAGCCCUGAAGUCUGUUUUGGAAAGAGUUUCUUCUACAGAUUUCUCACCGAGGAGCACAGUUUCGAGCAAAAGGCACAGGAGUUCACCAUUCGAAUCUUCGAGCUCCUCAUCAUAAACCUGUAUACAUUUAUGAAUCUGCUCAAGAAGGGGAAUUACUGGGUCCUUGUUAACUCUCUUUGGAACUGAAACUUCAUAUUCCACACACCUAGAUUGGUGGUUGUCCAUUUAAUGCAAAUCAUGACCGGUUUCUGUUCAGGUUAUGAAGCAUUGAAGAUGUCUCAUGCAUGGAACAAAUCUGGUACUUACCACAGUGGUAUCACAUAAAGUCGGUCGCUAAAGAUCAGAAAGAACUAUUAUGCAUAGUUCUUAUCUGGUUUGUUGUAACUUGUUAUGGUAAUCUCUAUUUGUAUUAACUGUGGUAUCACUUAAAUGGAUGUCUACCAUCUGUAAUGCUGGAGAAACUGUUACUUCUUCUUGAAGAGUAAGCUGGUCUGAAGAAAAUGUUUACUUGCUAA